AGUCCCUCUUCAAACUUGUCUAUCAGCAUCAUCCACCCAGCAGCUUUUCACCAUAAUCGACGGCGUCAUUGACUAUCCAGGAGAUUUCGUCUUGAACAUCUAAGACCCGCUCCCGACACUUCCCGGUCGCGCCUCAGCAUUUAGAAGACAUCGAGCCAGUUAUUUGGAGCUACUAUCUUGUGCACUUGUUAUCUUUGUUGCAGCCACCCAGCCUUCAGCUCUACUAGAUACCUGACUCUCUCGAGACCAUGGCGGCUACCAUCGACAACACACAGUAUGCACCAGCACCACCUAUUUUUCAGAAGCGGAAACGUGCCGAUUCGGAAACUCAACCGUUAACACCCCCACUUUCCGUUGGUGAUUUCGAAGGGACCCGCCUGCUUUCGCGUGCUGUCAACGUCCUGUCAACCGCCGCAACCGCCCUCUCACAGGUCAGCAUCCUGUACGAAACAGACCCUGUAGCCAGAGAAGGCCUGCUCCAGGCAGUCGAGUGCGUCACCAAUGUCAAUGAGGCAGGUGGCAAACUUAUUAUUUGUGGUGUGGGCAAGAGCGGGCUGGUGGGACAAAAGAUGGUCGCGACCAUGAAGAGCCUGGGGAUAGGCAGCUCCUUCAUGCACGCAGCUGAGGCGAUUCAUGGCGACCUCGGAGAUAUCAGAAAGAACGAUGCCAUUAUGUUUAUCUCAUACUCUGGCAAGACAGGCGAGCUCAUGGCUCUGCUCGACCACAUCCCUUCGCAUACGCCCAUUAUCGCCGUCACGUCGCAUACACACCCCUCAGAGUGCCCACUGCUGAGCGAGCGCCCUGACGCUAUCCUGCUCCCUGCACCGAUUCACGAGCUGGAGGAAGUCUCCUUCGGCGUCUGUGCGCCCACAACCUCGACGACUGUAACGAUUGCUGUCGGAGAUAUGUUGGCGCUCACCGUAGCUGAGGCCUUGCAUCAGGAAGAGACGAAGAGCGUCUUCAAGAAGAACCACCCAGGAGGAGCGAUUGGUGCCAAGGCAAGGCGUCUGAAUGACAACACAGUGGAGAUCACCAUCAGCAAGUGCGAUGGCCGGAUCACACCGCCAGCCGCAUGAAGCAGCUUCUGAUGUCUUUUGGAGAUAUACCGUCUCGUGGACCAGCUCAUGGAGCAUGCCACAUCGAAGGGACACUGUACACUUGUGCUAACACAGUUAUACCCAUGCACACACUCUACACCCACGUGCUUUCAGGCACCAGUUGCGCAGCUGCGACGACUUCUGCGCUUGAACAAGAUACCCCAGAUUCCAGCAAGUGCAGUGCUGGACACAUAUUGUUGACUAGAAGAACGACAUGUAACGACCCAUGAACGAGCACCUCAGUGUACAGGCGAGGCGCGUGUGAACGCUUUUCGCAUACUAGAUUGGUUUCAAUUUGACGGACUUGAUGCAUACAUCGAUUGCCUGCUGCGCCAAGCACAUUCUUUUCGACUUCUUUCAGUGUUACUAAUUUCCGUUUAUGGGAGGAACAAGAACUAGAUCUGGCCCACGAAUUACACAACAACUUC
Macroventuria anomochaeta is the source of this 1525-nucleotide messenger RNA. Its product is annotated as SIS domain-containing protein. The transcript has 2 exons. The record is from RefSeq and is a predicted model, not a curated record. Bases 249 to 1076 code for a protein of 275 amino acids. Gene Ontology annotation, molecular function: carbohydrate derivative binding. Lineage: Eukaryota; Fungi; Ascomycota; Dothideomycetes; Pleosporales; Didymellaceae. Gene Ontology annotation, biological process: carbohydrate derivative metabolic process.